Molecule: messenger RNA, 1449 nt
Organism: Cantharellus anzutake
Lineage: Eukaryota; Fungi; Basidiomycota; Agaricomycetes; Cantharellales; Hydnaceae
Exons: 7
Coding region: 229-1368 (379 amino acids)
Source: RefSeq, a predicted model, not a curated record
ACGGUCCUGGCACCAGAGUGAGAGAGAAGGCGGAUAUUCUUCGCACUCUGGCUCGGGCUCGCGAUCGUUACGAUGAUUUACUGAGGGGUCUCCGCCGUCCAUCUGAGGAGAGUAUCUCAGCGAAACCCUCUGAAACUUCGCAGUUACAGAUGAAGGGACCACUCCCGAGGAAGAUCUCGGUUUGAUACGCCACCUUGCUACAGAUCCUCCAGGAAGCCAAGUUACGGUAUGGGAAAACUUCCACACGAAACUGGAGCUUGGGAGCAAUAUUAUACUACUAAAAAGGAUUACUUCGAUCAGCAAAUCCAGGCGUACAGGUCCGAGAAGUCUCCCGAUUUGGUCGCGAAGGACGCGACACGAUCAAAGUCGUCUGAUGCUACAACGUCGAAUGCCAAACUGAAUCGGAACGUGGAGGUCGUUAUACACAGAACGCCCAACGGGAAAACACAGCACAAUGGGGCCCCUAAUACCGGAUCCACAUCUGGUAUCGAGCCCCCACCGUCGAUUCGAGGUCGAGGUUUCGCAUUCACGGACGAAGAAAAGCGAUCCAUGAAAGAGUAUUGGGCGUGCAAUAUUUCCAAAGAUAGGUCGAGUGCAUCUGCACUAUGGGAGAGGUAUGCCGAGUUGCACCCACACAGAUCCCCAGGCGCAUGGAAUGCGCUCGCUCGUCGACAUCCCGAGCUGUUUCCUAUGAAAUCCCCUGGAAAAAAUGGUGGGCCCGAUGAGGAUGAGUUUGAAGACGAUCGCAACGACGACUACGACGACUACAACGACGGCGACGAAAGCCAUUCUCACACCUACAAUGGUACUUUGGCACGCCUGAGGCCGUAUACGAAGGAAGAAGAAGACUCGUUGAUUGAUUUCAUUGGUAAGCAGGGGGAAACCAUUCCUGGGAAUGCGUGGGUAGAAUUUCAGCGAGAGGUUCAUUCCUAUCAAGUCUUGGAUAUCAGCUUCGCAAAGCUUACUACAAAGCAGAGCCGAACACUGUCAAACGACGCCGCAGCGACGGGCACGGACAUGUGCACUCCAAGCCACCAACAAAGCCUGGAUCAAGCUCGGAAAACGCUGGGGCGCAAAUGUCUUCCCUCAAUGGGAGGCCUGAGAGUGGUGCGACCAUGUUGGACGGCCCUCUCCCGAAGUCUGCCACACCGGACAUAUCUAUCACCGCCCCGUUGCCCGGGUUUACUCGUCAAGAUCUCCAAGCGGCCAUGGCAUGGGUCGCCUCGCGCGAACUACCUACGGAUCUUCACGAGAAUGUUUCAAGUUGGGAAAAUUUCGCUACACUUCAUUCAAAUCACGACGCUGAGGGUUGGGUACGGCUUUAUUAUUACCACUUUGAUCUAUUUAAAGGGAUGGAGGCGCAAAUAAAUUGCUUUACAUAAAUGAGAUGCGUUUUUUCGCUCCCAAAAGCAGGAUUUCCAAUUCUCACUUCAUCUGUUGAUGUUAAAA